GCAGGCGCGGCGGCCGGCGAGGAGCGGACGCAGCCCGCGAGGAUGGUGCUGGAGAGCGUGGCCCGCAUCGUCAAGGUGCAGCUUCCCGCAUACCUCAAGCGGCUUCCCGUCCCCGACAGCAUUUCCGGGUUCGCCCGGCUCACAGUUUCAGAAUGGCUGCGCUUGCUGCCCUUCCUUGGGGUGCUCGCCCUGCUCGGCUACCUCGCCGUUCGUCCAUUCCUCCCGAAGAAAAAACAACAGAAGGACAGCUUGAUUAAUCUGAAAAUACAAAAGGAAAACCCUAAAGUGGUGAAUGAAAUAAACAUUGAAGAUUUGUGUCAUACCAAAGCAGCUUAUUGUAGAUGCUGGCGCUCAAAGACGUUUCCUACCUGUGAUGGUUCACAUAAUAAACACAAUGAAUUGACAGGAGAUAAUGUGGGUCCACUAAUAUUGAAGAAGAAAGAAGUAUAAUAGUUAUGAAUUAGGAUUGAAUUCAAUUGUGUGCUGUAAAAUCUUAUAACAGUAUUUUUUCAUUCUUUGUGUAUAGAAGAUCUUUCAAAUGGUGGUCUUAAUUAUUGCUACUGGUUGAAUAAUUAUUUCUGCCAAUUUAUUUUCUUGCUACAUUACUUUUAUAUUUGAUACUUUGUAUAUUCAGUCAUUUAUAUAGAAGUUGUGCAAGUCUUUCAUUCUGACUUCAAAGAAUUAGUGUAUCUUCCUACAAUAAAACCAACACUUUUGAUUUUAAUUGAGAAAAGCAUAAGUUUUUGGCAGUGGGUCCAAAGUUAUUUCUUUGAGUAUCAAUAUUUUCAACAGAAUCUAUACUUUAAAUUUUUCUCUCUACCCUAUUAAAUAUUUUUCAGUUCUCUUCUGUUUUGAUCAUUUGAAGUGAAUUUUUUCCCUUUUGGCUUUUCACACUCCAUUUUUUUUAGAUCGAUAAGAAAAAUACUGCUCUCAAGAAUUACUUGAGUUUUCAAAGAGUUAAACUCUUGAUUUGUAGAAAUUGUUGUCUAAUAAAUAUGUAUCUCGAUUUCAGAAAAGACAUGAACUGGAUAUAAAAAGUUCCAAUAUUGAACACUUAUUUACGUUAUUAAAGAUGUGUUUACUUUACGACAGG
Molecule: messenger RNA, 1093 nt
Organism: Diceros bicornis minor
Lineage: Eukaryota; Metazoa; Chordata; Mammalia; Perissodactyla; Rhinocerotidae
Gene: CISD2
Product: CDGSH iron sulfur domain 2
Exons: 3
Coding region: 43-450 (135 amino acids)
Biological process (GO): regulation of autophagy; autophagy of mitochondrion
Cellular component (GO): intracellular membrane-bounded organelle; mitochondrial outer membrane
Molecular function (GO): 2 iron, 2 sulfur cluster binding
Source: RefSeq, a predicted model, not a curated record